AUGGUAGAAGCCGUCCUCUUCCCUGAGUCGCCCCUCCCCGACGAGCGCACCGGUGCUCUGUUCCUUGACGCUACAAGAGUCGCUGCCGAAGGUGAUGACGAGGCCCUGCCGCGCGAGCUGGCGCACGGAGAUGACGGCAGUGCACCCGUUCUUGAGUUGAGGGGCGUGAUGGACUUGGGGCACCAUGAACCGCGGCCUUCGUACGCAGCCCACGGCGAGGACCGGCAGGAUUCCGCCGACGCGCGUGCGCACAAUGGUCCCUUCGUCGGGUGGCUUUGGAUCGGAGAGCAGAUCCGCGCGGGCCGUGGCGUGCACGGCGGCGCCGGAGUCGAGGACGAAGUCGUCGCUGCUGUCUUCAGGCGCUGA
Miscanthus lutarioriparius is the source of this 366-nucleotide messenger RNA. The record is from the annotation of a GenBank genome assembly. Lineage: Eukaryota; Viridiplantae; Streptophyta; Magnoliopsida; Poales; Poaceae.